AGUGCGCAGGCCCAGGGCGAGCCGGGCUCGGCGGGAGGGGACACAUGAGACGCGGUGUCUGAGCGCGGAGCGGCUCAGAGCGGAGAUGGGAGCCGCGCGAGAGAUCUGCAGCUAGCCCAGCUGCACUUGCUCAGCCGGCAGCAGGGAGGCUCAGGUAAAGAUUGGAAAGAUGAGCCUUUAAACAGAAAGAUCAGAGUGUCUAACAUCAGAAAGAAGAGAAGGACUUAAAACGUGAGAAGGAUGAGCUCAUAUGCGGAUAUCUGCAGCUCCAAGCAAGCGCAGAGCGGCACGGAGGGAAGUUAUCAACGCUAUGGAGUUCGAUCCUAUCUGCAUCAAUUUUAUGAGGACUGCACAGCUUCAAUUUGGGAGCAUGAGGAGGAUUUUCAGAUCCAGAGGUCACCUAGCAGGUGGAGCUCUGCAUUCUGGAAGGUCGGACUCAUCUCUGGGGUGGUUUUUAUGCUGAUCGGGUUAACAGUUCUUGUAGUAGGUUUUCUUGUGCCACCGAAAAUCGAAGCCCUUGAAGAAGAUGAUUUCGUUGUUGUGGAUAACCAUGCCAUUCAGUUUAACGGAGCCCUUGAUAUAUGUAAGCUGGCAGGAGCGAUCUUAUUUUGUAUUGGCGGGACCACAAUGGCAGCAUGCCUGUUGAUGUCUGCUUUUGCUAAAAGCUACUCCAAAGAAGAAAAGUAUCUUCAGCAAAGGUUUAAAGAGAGAAUAGCAGACAUAAAAGCCCAUGCACACCCAGUCACAAAAGCACCAGCACCAGGAGAAUCGAAGAUACCUGUCACUUUGUCCAAAGUUCAAAACGUCCAACCUUUAUCAGAAACCUGACAUUUCCCUUUUUAAUUUAUACAUCAUUUAAUUUGAAAAGGUCAGCCUUUGUGAGCAUAUGAAUUUGUAUUUACAGUACAGCUUCAAGUACUCUGCUCUGUAAGAGGGGAACUGAUUGGAAACCUUAUCUAGCAGAAUUUAAAUGUUGGCAAAUGAGGGAAGUUUAGGUGAUUAGUGCUUUGAAUAAUGUAUACACAUUCAAAUAUAUGAAUUGUGUAAACGAGUGCUCACCUAUGUUGAUCUAGGUCAACCUACGAACAUGGUUACAACAACACUGGAGGGGGGGGAAAAAAGAUUUUUAAUUUCUUAUCAGUUUGUGUCAUUUGAGAAAAAUGGGCAUUUUUAUACCAAUUGUAUCAUGGCUAUCCAAAAUUAUGCUCUGUUUAAAGUAAAUGUGGUGUGUUUUUUUUUAGCUAUGGUAGUUUUUAAAACUUUUUUUAGACUUGGUGUUCUUUCACUUUCCAGUCCUGCUGUACAUGGGGUAAUAUCCUGCCCUCUUUACCCAUGUUUGUAGUCCUGUCAUUUUCAAUAGUCUCUAUAAAAAUAAGAGUGUACAUGUACACAUUCUAGGUCUCUCACACAGAAGAAACUGUGCUGCCCCGAUUUUGAUUAAGGCACAUCAGCCAACAGCGUUUCCAUAUGGGAAACAAACAUAAUUUUAGGCCCAAAUUUGUCACCAUCCCUCCUUUUUAAAAUCACCAAAUUUUAUUAACAAAUACAAAAUAAGGAAAGCAAGAUUAUGAAACAUCCUAUUUUAAUUAAGAAAAAGAACUCCACAUUUCCCCAUUGGUUGUUUGGUGUGGUAUCCCUCAUCAUGAGUCUUUGCCAAACAUUCUUAAAACUCAUCACGCACAUUUGGGCCUUGGCAGGAUGGGAAUUAGACUAUGGUUUAAAGCAGUGGUCACCAACUGGUCGAUCGCGAUUUCCGGUGGCAGCACAGUAUGGCUGCUUAAGGCUACCCUGCCCCCACACCUCUCCUGGAAGCGGCCACUGUGGCCCCGGGGGUGGGAGGGCAGGGGUCUCCCUCCCUGUGUGCUGCUUCUGCCUGCGAGCACCGCCCUUGCAGCUCCCAUUAGCUGGGAGAGCUGUGGGGGGCAGUGCUUGCAGAGAAGGGCAGGGCGCGGAGCCACAUGUCCUCUGCCCUCCCCACCCCAGGGGCAGCAGGGGCGCAUUGGCCCCUUCCGGGAGCAGCGUGGGGGCAGGGUACGCAUGGAGCCUGCCUUAGCUUCGCUGCGCCCACUGCUGACUGGGAGCCACUGGAGGCAAGUGCUGCCCGGCGGGAGGCCACACCCCAACCCCCAUCCCUGAGCCCCCUUCCAGAGCCAGCACCCUGUACCCUCUCCUGCACCCCAACACUCUGCCCCAGCCUGGAGCCCCCUCCUGCACCCAAACUCCCU
Molecule: messenger RNA, 2225 nt
Organism: Chrysemys picta bellii (western painted turtle)
Lineage: Eukaryota; Metazoa; Chordata; Testudines; Emydidae
Gene: NRSN1
Product: neurensin 1
Biological process (GO): nervous system development
Cellular component (GO): transport vesicle; neuronal cell body; neuron projection
Source: RefSeq, a predicted model, not a curated record